CCCUGAGUGCCCAUUAUAUUAAGUGCAGCGGAGCUGCUGAGAGCCAAAGGCACCCGUAGUAACCUGCACCGCCGUCUGGACUCGUCCCCUGCAAAACUACAGACAUGCACAAUAAGGGGUAUAUCAGCGUGCUGCUCGCCGUACUCGCCACAGCGUCCCUCUGCCGGCCAAUGGCGGACGUAGAAUCGUCACAUCACGGAUCCCCCCGGAAGUCGCCCGUCACUUCGGAACUAAACAGGCGGGACCUCAUGGCGUCCCUUUCCCAUGACCAGAGGCAGCUGAUAUCCCAGCUCCUCCCUCACUUGUAUGCAGAGCUUUCCAACGGUGAAGCACAUUUCCUACCCGUGCAGGACCGGGACUAUGCCGGAUGGAUGGACUUUGGGCGCCGGAGUUUGGAAGAACCCGAGUCUUAAAUACCCCCCCCUCAUUCCUUUAACUUUACCGCCAAGGGUGCCCCUCGACACCCACCCCACCCAAUUCUGAUAUGUGACUUCUUUAGCAGCCCGGGGGGGGUGGGGGGGGUUCAAUAAACAAUGGGGUUCCACUCAGGAUCGUUUGCCGAGGAGCUCGUAGCGCUCCAUCCUGGGGGGCAGAGGGGAGAAAUACACUAAUAUUCCUAAUAAAGUAACAUCCACAUUUCAUAUAUUGUCUGGGAGUUUUCUCUUUCCA
This is a messenger RNA of Xenopus tropicalis (tropical clawed frog), 669 nucleotides long. RefSeq names its product gastrin (gene gast). Gene Ontology annotation, molecular function: hormone activity; neuropeptide hormone activity. The coding region runs from base 105 to 413 and encodes 102 amino acids. Gene Ontology annotation, biological process: signal transduction; digestion. The transcript has 3 exons. The record is from RefSeq and is a predicted model, not a curated record. NCBI's taxonomy places the organism in Eukaryota, Metazoa, Chordata, Amphibia, Anura, Pipidae. Gene Ontology annotation, cellular component: extracellular region.